GCGGAGGGCACCAUGUCGGCGCCGACGGCCAAAGCCAGUAAAAAGGAGCUCAACUCCAACCACGACGGGGCCGACGAGACCUCAGAAAAAGAACAGCAAGAAGCAAUUGAACACAUUGACGAAGUACAAAAUGAAAUAGACAGACUUAAUGAACAAGCAAGUGAGGAAAUACUAAAAGUAGAACAAAAAUAUAACAAACUCCGCCAACCGUUUUUUCAGAAGAGGUCAGAAUUGAUUGCUAAAAUCCCAAAUUUUUGGGUAACCACAUUUGUCAACCAUCCACAAGUGUCUGCACUGCUUGGGGAGGAAGACGAAGAGGCUCUGCAUUAUUUAACCAGAGUUGAAGUAACAGAAUUCGAAGACAUUAAAUCAGGUUACAGAGUAGAUUUUUAUUUUGAUGAAAAUCCCUACUUUGAAAAUAAAGUUCUCUCCAGAGAAUUUCAUCUGAAUGAGAGUGGUGACCCAUCCUCAAAGUCCACUGAAAUCAAAUGGAAAUCUGGAAAGGAUUUGACAAAACGCUCGAGUCAAACACAGAAUAAGGCCAGCAGGAAGAGACAACACGAAGAGCCAGAGAGCUUCUUUACCUGGUUUACUGACCACUCUGAUGCAGGUGCAGAUGAGUUAGGAGAGGUCAUCAAAGACGACAUUUGGCCAAACCCCUUGCAGUACUAUUUGGUUCCUGAUAUGGACGAUGAAGAGGGAGAGGCAGAAGAUGAUGACGAUGCUGAUGAAGAAGAAAAAGGCUUGGAAGAUAUUGAUGAAGAAGGAGAUGAAGGGGAAGAAGAUGAAGAUGAAGAUGAUGAUGAAGGGGAAGAAGGAGAUGAAGGGGAAGAAGAUGAAGAUGAAGAUGAUGAUGAAGGGGAAGAAGGAGAGGAGGAUGAAGGCGAGGAUGACUAGCACAGAAGACUGAUGGAUUCUGACUCUCUUUUUUAUUUUCUUUUUAUUUUUUAAAUUUCUCCAGUCCCUGGGAGCAAGUUGCAGUCAUUUCCCUCCCGUCCCCAAUCCCUCUUGUGCUCAGUCGCCCUGUUUCUGAGGUCUUGCU
Molecule: messenger RNA, 1042 nt
Organism: Alexandromys fortis (reed vole)
Lineage: Eukaryota; Metazoa; Chordata; Mammalia; Rodentia; Cricetidae
Product: protein SET-like
Exons: 1
Coding region: 13-897 (294 amino acids)
Biological process (GO): nucleosome assembly
Cellular component (GO): chromatin; nucleus
Molecular function (GO): chromatin binding; histone binding
Source: RefSeq, a predicted model, not a curated record